CGGGGAAUGGAAUCGGUCGGCCGCAGCGAGACUCAGCGGACUCGAUAACGCGCGUAGAAUGUGGAAUACGGCAUAUCGUGUUAUUGAACGAUAACUGCAAGUUAUUAGGGUCGAUUGACGAGUAACUCGACGUAAGGAGCGCGUAAAACGCUCUCCCCGUGUGCGUGCGCUUACAAAGCCGUGCGUCUCCUCUCGGCUUGAUCGUUACUCUCGCGAUUGAGCGUUGCACGGGGCGACCUUACGUAUGUAAAUUACUCCCAGUACAAAUGUCGCCUGGCAGAUUCGCUCUCAUACGUAAGCACUCGACUCGCUCCAUUAACGCUCGAGCCCUGGUUCGGGCGCGCGUAAUCUGCCCGGCUUCCUCGACUUCGACGCGCGUUUAACGUCCAGUCCGUUAUCCCUUGGCGUCAGAUAAAAUCUUGCGCGACGCUAAGGGCACAAGUUGCUUUUGUGAUUCGUGGGUCAGGAGUUGGGGAUUAAGCAAUUGUAUCGCACGCAAGAAGAAGAUGCGAAGCAGUAAUAGCUUCAAUCAAUUCAAUGAUGAUGAUUUCUUUAGCGGCGGACCGUGUCCGUCGUGUAGAUUGGCCAUCAAUAAAGAAACUGGUAGACUCAAAUGGUGUACUGGUGGAAGUGAGGCACGGCGUUUUCGAGUGAAACUGAUGCUCCUAAUACCCGCCGUAUUAUUGCCGAUUACUAUAGUGUUGAUUGCUUUAUCGCGAUAUCAAGCUACAUCCAAAGUCUCGGUUUCGCGCAUAUUUUCCACCUACAAUGUGCAGGAGCAGGAUCAGCAGAACGUAGAGAAUGACAUUUUCUGGAUUACUAGUCGCAGUAACGUAGAGCACACGACGGAGGAAAUCGAAGACGAGGAUCGAGUUAUAGUUUCCGACAUGAAAACUAGUUUUGUGCCCGUAGAUCUGCAUCCACCGCCUCGACCGCCCCAGCGACGCAAAAGGGACAUCGACAGGGUGAAGAACGGUGACACGAUCGCGGGUAAUAACACGCGGGAUCUUGAUGAGGAACUAGAUAAUUUCGUAGGCGACUACUAUCCAGAAGUAGAAGUUGAUGAUAAUUACGAGAGCAGCGAGACGAAGGACUAUUAUUACUCCGAAAAGGAAGGAGAAGCAACGUCGUUUAACGAUAAAUACGAAGACGUAGUCGUCGAGAAACGGCUGAAGGAGGAAUCAGCGGGAACUCGAGAGGGUGACGCGUUUUCCAUUUUCAUCAAUAACACGGAAGCGUGGUUGUCAAUAGCUGCUGAAGGCGACACGAUCGAUGAUGACGAAAUGCCUGACUUUCAUACGUUCUGGAAAGGCGAGGGAAAUGUUAGGAGCAUCAGAGAAGCACGAGCUCGAAUAAUGUUGAAGUAUAUGGAUAAGAGUGCAGAUCCAUGCCAAGAUUUCUACCAGUACGCCUGUGGCAACUGGGCGAAGCGCAAUCCGAUUCCGAAGGACAAAGCUGGUUACGACACCUUCGAGAUGCUCAGGGAGUCGCUGGAUUCCGUACUGAGAGAAUUGCUGGAGGAUCCCAUCCCGAGCAAGCUGGACGCCGAUGACGCUACGGUGAAGGCAAAAUAUUUGUUUCAGAGCUGCAUGAAUUACGAGAUCUUGGAGCAACGUAUGGAACGACCACUUAUCCAGCUUCUCGACGAGCUUGGCGGCUGGCCGAUUCUCAGGCCUGAUUGGGAUCCCGAUGGAUUCGACUGGCUUCUGCUGACCGCGCAGCUCCGAUUGUACAGUAACGACGUAUUAAUCUCGGAAUGGGUCGGCCCGGAUAUCAAGAACAGCAACGAGUACGUGAUACAGUUUGAUCAGACCUCGCUCGGGCUUCCCACAAGAGACUACUUCCUCCAAUCGGCCAACGCGGUUUACUUGGAGGCCUACAAGGACUACUUGAUAAAGAUCGCGACUUUGCUCGGUGCGUCUUUGCACAAUGCGACCGUGCAUGCUGAAGAGCUGAUCGAGUUCGAGACGCAGCUCGCGACGAUUACAUCGUCGUCCGACGAGAGACGAAACUUUUCGGAGCUGUAUCAGCGAAUGAGCGUGGGCGAGCUGAGAACACUCGUGCCGCAAGUCGAUUGGCGACGUUACUUAUCAAUCGUCCAGGCGCGGCCGGUGAACUUCUCCGAGCCGGUUGUCGUCUUCGCACUACAGUACAUCCAGAAUUUAGUUGUUCUACUGUCGAAGACGCAACCCAGAACAGUGGCGAAUUAUCUUUUAUGGAGAUUCGUGCGGCACAGAGUAAAUAACCUGGACGAUCGUUUCCAGGAGGUGAAGCAAAAAUUUUACUACAUUCUCUUCGGUAGGGAGCAGGCGCCGUCGAGAUGGAAAAAUUGCGUAACCCAGGUCAAUUCUAACAUGGGUAUGGCGGUUGGUUCGAUGUUUGUUAAAAAGUAUUUCGACGAGAACAGUAAGAACGACACAUUGUCGAUGACCCAAGAGAUACAGCGAUCGUUCAGGGAGCUUCUGAACAAAACCAGCUGGAUCGACGACGAAACGAAGAGCCUGGCGACUGAGAAGGUAAACGCCAUGUCGCUGAGGAUCGGUUAUCCGGAUUUCAUCCUGCAGCCGCAUCUGUUGAAUGAGCGCUACAAAGACGUUGUGAUCCAACCGGACAGAUACUUCGAGAACACUUUGAAUAUCCUGCAACACUUGACGAGAGUUGAACAGGACCGACUGGGCAACACGGUGAACAAGACCUUGUGGAACACCGCCCCGGCAGUCGUGAACGCUUAUUACAGCCGCAACAAAAAUCAGAUAAUGUUUCCAGCCGGCAUCCUCCAGCCCCCGUUCUAUCACCGAUUCUUCCCGCGGAGCUUGAAUUACGGUGGAAUAGGCGUCGUGAUCGGACACGAGAUCACUCACGGGUUCGACGACAAGGGUAGGCUGUUCGACAAGGACGGUAAUCUCCACAGGUGGUGGAAGGACGAGGCGAUCGACGGUUUCCAUCAGCGGGCGCAAUGUCUUAUCGAUCAAUAUGCACGCUACACUGUUGCGGAAGUUGGUAUGCAGAUAGACGGCAUUAAUACGCAGGGGGAGAAUAUCGCGGACAACGGCGGCAUCAAGCAAGCGUUCCGAGCGUACGAGAAGUGGCUGCGAUUGAACGAGGAGGAGGACGAGACCUUGCCCGGGAUGAGUGCGACGGGCAAGCAAUUGUUUUUCCUGAAUUUCGCUCAGGUCUGGUGCGGCUCCAUGCGUCCCGAAGCGACGAGAAACAAGCUGAAAACGGCGGUACACUCGCCCGGUAAGUUCCGAGUGAUCGGCACGCUCUCCAAUUCGAAGGAUUUCGCCCAAGUAUUCAACUGUCCUCCCGGUUCGCCCAUGAAUCCCGUGAACAAAUGCUCGGUGUGGUAAUGUCGAACGUACAACAGCCCGCAGGAUUUAUCCCGAUUACGAUAUGGAGCUCGUAAAAGCGGAUCACUUAGUACGCUUUUUGCUUAAGAUUUCUGGCGGCUUCUAAGUGUAUAAAAUAGCGGCUGAUAUUGCGAUCCCCCACGCGUUCACGUCGCGCUUUGUAUAUUAUUUUAUAAAUAUAUGUAUAACGUAGAGCCACUAGUAAGAGAGAGAAAGAGAGAGAGAGAGAGAAUGAGUUUGUAAGAUUGUAUCGUUUUUUACAGAAUAUUAGAUAAAGUAAAUUACAACGCA
Ooceraea biroi (clonal raider ant) is the source of this 3641-nucleotide messenger RNA. Its product is annotated as neprilysin-4. Gene Ontology annotation, cellular component: plasma membrane. Lineage: Eukaryota; Metazoa; Arthropoda; Insecta; Hymenoptera; Formicidae. Gene Ontology annotation, molecular function: metalloendopeptidase activity. Gene Ontology annotation, biological process: protein processing. The record is from RefSeq and is a predicted model, not a curated record.